Molecule: messenger RNA, 204 nt
Organism: Suillus discolor
Lineage: Eukaryota; Fungi; Basidiomycota; Agaricomycetes; Boletales; Suillaceae
Exons: 1
Coding region: 1-204 (67 amino acids)
Source: RefSeq, a predicted model, not a curated record
AUGGGUGCUCAUAAUCCAAAUCGCACCCUGUCGAAUGCGCCGCCGUCCUCGAAGUCUGACGCGCUCCAAAAUAGCAGCUGGAACACGCGAAGAUGGACUGUCCAGGAGUUUCUCGCUCCUAAAAUUGUUCUCUUACCAAGUAGACUGGACACUCUCGAUACCGGUUUUUCCGACCACAAGGAGUCUGUCACUAUCAUGCAGUAG